Molecule: messenger RNA, 462 nt
Organism: Thermochaetoides thermophila DSM 1495
Lineage: Eukaryota; Fungi; Ascomycota; Sordariomycetes; Sordariales; Chaetomiaceae
Exons: 2
Coding region: 1-462 (153 amino acids)
Source: RefSeq, a predicted model, not a curated record
AUGGACUCAGCGGCAGCCAAGGACACGACUAGCGACACUUCGAACGACGAUCCUCAUCACUCUAAGCGCGCUCAUGACGUCAUGAGUGCUAACGGAGCCCAGGUCGACGCGACAAAGCCACGAGUCCUGAAACAUCGCAAGAAGCUGCAGACUCAGCCAGAACUCGACGACGACGCGUGGAAGUGGCUUGUCGAGAAACGAGGCUGUCUGCCCCCCACCCGAUCGAUCAUUGCCUGGCCUGAGCUUGCCGCCAACCGUUCCAUGCCGCUGAAUGGGUACCCCGCGACGAAGGAGUUUGCUGCUUACAAGCUGAGUCAGGAUCCUCAUGAAUUUCGGUGGUAUUCCUACCGGUGUCCGCCCGAAAGGUUCCUCGACGACCCCGUCACCGCGCAGCCGUUGCAGACGAAGAGCCUGCAUUUUCUCAAGUGGCUCAGCCAUAUGGAGCGCUAUCAUCCUUCCUAA